UCAAAGAUAUUUCUUCCAGUGUUGUAUAGAUAUUGAAAUGAAGGGUUAUAGUUAACUGAGAUAUCUUAUCCUCCAAACUUGUUUGUUUGGUCUAAAAAUCCCCCCUUCAAAAGCUUUUGAAAAACAACCAAAGGGCGCCAAAUUGAACAGAACCAGAAUUAAUUAAUGGCUUCCACUUCAACUUCUUCAAUAUCUUUGCAAACCAAUGCUCAAAAGCCAUGCUUCCCUUCAAAGUCAGCACCCAGAAUAUCCCACACAAACCUUAGUUUUCCAUGUUCAUUGCCACUAAGUACUAAAUUUGUAUGUGUGAAGUCUUCUAGCACUGCCAAGUACUACAAUGAAGUUGUGGUGGAUGAAGAGAUGGAUAGAAUUCGAAGGCUCCAAAACGGGUCUGAUGUUCGUGGGGUGGCCUUGGAAGGCGAGAAGGGACGGACAGUGGACCUAACACCGCCGGCUGUGGAGGCCGUAGCAGAGAGUUUUGGCGAAUGGGUCAUCAAGGGCUUGGAGAAGGAGCGAGGACAUCCUGUGGAGAAUGUUGGAGUGUCCCUUGGCAGAGACCCAAGAAUAUCAGGAGCAUCUUUGAGUGUAGCUGUAUUUUCAGGCCUGGCUCGAGCAGGUUGUUUGGCCUUUGAUAUGGGACUUGCAACUACACCUGCCUGCUUCAUGAGUACAAUUUUGCCUCCAUUUGCCUAUGACGCUUCAAUCAUGAUGACCGCAUCUCACUUGCCCUACACCCGAAAUGGUCUCAAAUUUUUCACCAAGAAAGGAGGACUAAGCUCCCCCGAUGUGGAAGACAUAUGCGAUAAAGCUGCCCGGAAGUAUGCCAAUAGGCUCACCAAAGUUUCAAUAUUGCUUAAUAUUCCUCUAUCAAGAGUUGAUUUCAUGAGCACUUAUGCAAAGCACCUCCGAGACAUUAUCAAGGAGAGAGUUAACCAUCCAUUGCAUUAUGAAACUCCACUCCAAGGAUUUCAGAUAAUAGUGAAUGCAGGUAAUGGAUCAGGAGGUUUCUUCACAUGGGAUGUCUUAGACAAGCUUGGGGCAGACACCUUUGGCUCUCUACACCUUAAACCAGAUGGGAUGUUUCCCAACCACAUUCCCAAUCCAGAGGACAAAACUGCCAUGGCAGUAACCAGAGCUGCAGUGCUAGAAAACUCUGCUGAUCUUGGAAUUGUGUUUGACACUGAUGUGGACCGCAGUGGUGUUGUAGAUAACAAAGGCAACCCCAUUAAUGGUGACAAGCUCAUUGCUCUAAUUUCUGCUAUUGUAUUAAGGGAACACCCCGGAACAACCAUAGUGACCGAUGCUCGUACAAGUAUGGCACUUACACGGUUCAUCGCCAAUAGAGGGGGACAACAUUGCUUAUAUCGGGUUGGUUACCGAAAUGUCAUUGAUAAGGGAGUCCAGCUUAACAAGGAGGGCAUUGAAACUCAUCUCAUGAUGGAAACAUCUGGACAUGGUGCUCUUAAAGAGAACCACUUCCUAGAUGAUGGGGCUUACAUGGUGGUAAAGAUCAUCAUUGAGAUGGUGCGCAUGAAGCUUGCAGGAUCGGAUGAAGGGUUUGGUAAUAUCAUCAAAGACCUUGAAGAACCAGCAGAGUCCCUAGAGCUAAGGAUAAACGUGGUCUCUGAGCCAAGAUAUGCAAAAGAAAAAGCCAUUGAGGCCAUUGAAACAUUCCGAGAGUACGUUGAGGAGGGGAGACUUGAAGGGUGGGAAUUAGAUUCAUGUGGAGAUUGUUGGGUGAGUGAAGGCUGCCUUGUAGACUCAAAUGACACCUCAGCUGCUGCCGUUGACGCUCACAUGUACAGAGCAAAAGUAUCAGAUGAGGAACAUGGACAACAUGGUUGGGUACACAUCCGGCAGAGCAUUCACAACCCAAAUAUUGCAGUAAACAUGCAAUCCUCUGUGCCUGGCUGCUGCCAAACGAUGACAAGAGUUCUUCUAGAUAAAUUUAUCAUAGCAAAUGGAAUGGAUAAAAGCCUCGACAUUAGUCAGAUCGAAAAGUAUGCCAAAAGUGGAAUUGUAGGCUGAGCUGCUAUAAUCUGUGGAAGUAUA
Messenger RNA from Prunus mume (Japanese apricot), 2052 nucleotides. RefSeq names its product phosphoglucomutase, putative / glucose phosphomutase. Gene Ontology annotation, molecular function: phosphomannomutase activity. Gene Ontology annotation, biological process: carbohydrate metabolic process. NCBI's taxonomy places the organism in Eukaryota, Viridiplantae, Streptophyta, Magnoliopsida, Rosales, Rosaceae. Gene Ontology annotation, cellular component: chloroplast stroma. The record is from RefSeq and is a predicted model, not a curated record.